AUGGAUUGUUUGGCUACAGCGUCUGUUCUUUCUAAUUGGUUUACUCCAUUUUCUAUCAUCAAUACUAAUUCUGCAAUUAACUCCAAAUUCAGAGCCGGUUUCCAUAGAAUUUACGGAUGCACAGAAGAAAAGUUAUGUCUCGCUUUCUCCAGGGAUGAUUAUACGGUUGCAAGGAAUGUUGCAAUCAAAUCAAGCAGAGAAAUACCUUAUUUGAAAACCCAACAAGAACAUGGAACUUGGGAAGAUUCUGAUAGUGAAGACGAGAGCCUUGGAUUUGAAAGUGAUGGGGAAGAGACACAGACUUCACAAACUGCCGGUGUUAAUAUCACUGCACAGGACGAGUAUGAGCGUAUUAAGAAAGAGGUUGAACAGCUUUUGGAACCUGAAGAAAGAAAAAUAUUGCAACAAAAUAUAACUCCUGACUUGGAAAAAAUAUCGUCUGAAAAAUGGAACCCACUGCACUCUCUUGCGUUAUCACUGCAAAUUUAUAGCAUGGACCGGCUUCUUGAAAAUGGUUACGAUAUUGAUUUCCUCAAUAAGGAAGGUCUCACUGCACUUCAUAAGGCAAUUAUAGGUAAAAAUGAAGCGGUUAUAAGCCAUCUUUUACGGAAAGGUGCAAGUCCUCAUGUCAAGGAUAAGGAUGGAGCUACUCCACUUCACUAUGCAGUUCAAGUUGGUGCAAAGCAAACUGUGAAAUUAUUGAUUAAAUACAACGUUGAUGUCAACGUUGCAGAUAACCAAGGUUGGACCCCGUUGCAUGUUGCCAUUCAAAGCCGGAAUAGAGAUAUAGCGAAAAUUUUGUUGGUCAAUGGUGCAGAUAGAAUGAUGAAAAAUAAGGAUGGAAAAACAGCAUUGGAUCUAAGUUUAUGUUACGGAAAAGACUUCAUGUCUUAUGACCUUGCUAGAUUACUGAAGGUAGUACCAGCCAACUAA
Messenger RNA from Vicia faba (fava bean), 933 nucleotides. NCBI's taxonomy places the organism in Eukaryota, Viridiplantae, Streptophyta, Magnoliopsida, Fabales, Fabaceae. The record is from the annotation of a GenBank genome assembly.